AAAAGCGCAACAAAGCUUUGGACUUUCGAAUCCCCUCCCCACUCCCCACUCCCCUGAAUUCUCUUCCUUUUCCAUCCCUUGCCGUUGCCGCUCCUCAUUGUUUUACUUUGUUCCCACUCAUCCCCUGAAUUCUCGCCAUCAUUCUUGGACCCCAGAGGUGGAAAAAGCAUCACCAACUUCACCCUUUCUCUCUCUCUCUCUCUCUCUAAAACCCAAUAAUGGCUCCGAAUUUUCGUGACUGAAUUUGGCUCCUGAUGAUGACAGGUUUGAACGAAAUUCGGACUCCACCGGGCUCGUGCUCCCCCCCGCAAUUUCAUGCUGAUUCCGUGACUGGGUUCUUGCUGUCCUGACGUUCUUGCACGGUUCUUGUCGAUGCUCUCGAAAUAUACCAUUCGAAGGUCAUUUACAAACUUCCUUGGGUGCAAUAUACGUGCCAAGAAACUUGAAUGAGCUGGUAACCAUUUGAGUAUAGCGAGGGUCAGAAUCUGCUAGCCGUGACAAAGAACGGGAGAAUCGCCAGAAUGGAGGAAAGAAAACUGAAUUUCAACAGUCCGCUCUUGUCUGUGAGGCGAUAUUCGAUGCCCACAUCUUCGAGUUCAAACAAAGGGAGGAAAAUUCAGAAGUCCUUAUCCAGUCGACGGCACACGCUCCCCUCGAGUGAUUCAGACUCGAACAUGGAUCAAGUAACGGAACCAGUUGCUGUGCCUUUUACAUGGGAACAUAUUCCUGGCAAAGCUAAGGACAAUGAUCAGAAAUCUAAGGUCCUGCUUUUAGAAGGACCUAGUGUUUCUCCGAGGCUGCCUCCACGAAGAUCUCGGGAAUUUCCACUUGCCAGACACUUGGAAGGACCUAGCUCAAAUAAUAUCACUGCUAAAUUAGAUAGCUUCAAACAAGAAAGAACAGGUGAAAAGGAAGGUGACUUCAAGGAGGAUGAUGACGAUGAUGAUGAGGAUGCUUAUUCCGAUGCAGUUGAGACAUUGUCUCCUCCGGAGUCACUCUCAUUUUCUGUUAAUUGCAGCGUAAGUGGUUUGAGUGGAACAGAUGGGCCAGUUAUGAAGCCUUCGGGAACCUUCUCAGUAGAUUCACAGACUCGAGAUUUCAUGAUGGGUCGCUUCUUGCCCGCAGCAAGGGCAAUGGCCUUGGAAGCUCCUCAGUAUUCUUCCAGAAAGCAACCUGCUACAACUGAGCAAACAAGAGAUGUUAAGAAGCUCAUUGUCAGUGAAAGUCGACCUCCUCCGAAGCAAUACAGUAUGGAAAUUGUACAGUACUAUAAACAAGACGCAUGGGAGGAGGAAAGUGCAGAUGAAGAUGAAGAUAAAGGUGAAGAGAACAAUAAUUAUGGGAGUGUAUCAGCCAAAGGUUGUGGGUUACUUCCUCGUCUAUGCCUCUUAAAUCCAAUUCCGGGAAUGAAACCAAGGUCGUCAAGUCCCAUCUCUUUCAUGUCCCGAAUGAAAGGAGCAAGCAAGGAUGGUCCUCCUCGAUCGCAAAGCCAGCCUAAGAGAGCUGAUUCUGAGCACAAGUUGGACCAUGGUAAUCUCACUCCUAAGUUGCCAGGUGUCGAGAAUAGGAUGCUUAGCAGCUCUAGCCGGUUUAAUUAUUCUGGUGAGCUGAGGGCGAGAGGUGGAUUAUCUCCUUACAGGCGUUCUAGAAAUGACGGUGUUUCUCCACAACGAAACAGACCAGCUCUGCCUCCUCCUGAAGGAUUUGGAUUUCUUGGCCUAUCGAAAGAAGCCAAUAACAUUGACCCAAGCAGGUUGAAGUUGCUUUUAAAGAAAGUCGACAAUAUGCAAAAAGUUUCGACAAAGCUUACGGCAAAUCAAAGCAAUGGUUUGACCAGCCCUGCUGCAGAGAAAACUUUAUAUGUAGAUACUGUAAAUACUGAGGCAAAAUCAUGUUGCGAUUCAAGUUCCUCUAAUUUGGAGGUGCUCUCGAAUCGUGCUGCAGAAGACAUGGAAAGCCGUUCUGACACAAGAAAAACAGAGGAGAAUCCUUCCGAAGAAUCUUCUUUUCAAGAUAUAGAAUGCUUGGAUUUUCAGAAGUCAGGGACCGCCUUGGGACAAGAUCUCUCUGUGCCGAUAGAUGCUAGUCCCUCUUCUUGUUUCUCUACUCUCACAGGCCAAGUUGAGACCAUGCGCAUAUCGGCUGGUGGAGAUUCAAACAUCAACACCACCCUGAUGGUGAAAAAUGUUGAUAAGGAGGAGAUGGAUGUCACUUCACUUCCCUUGCCUUUACUGAAAUCUCCUUCUGAGUCUUGGCUUUGGCGUACCCUGCCCUCAAUUCCAUCGCGACAUCCAUUGUCACAUUUGACCUCAACCACUAAUUCCAAGAAGCAGGAUGCAAAAGUAUCCGGUGCUGAUACCAAGUGGGAAACCAUUGUAAAAACUUCGAAUCUUCACCAUGAUCAUGUCCGUUAUUCUCAGGAAUUAAUUUCUCAUGUUUCAGAGCAACCAAAGUUCUAGAUGUGCAAAAUCUCCGUUCACAGAUUGAAGAAGUUGCCUGCUUUGGAAUCUGCGGUGCAUGCAUAAGGUCAAAAUGGCACAUAUUUAUUUUGGGUAAAAUUCUUUUGGGACUGUUCUUUUGUUCUGCUACAGUGGAUGUUUCAUGUGCUCAUUUUUAGUUUGAGUUACACAAUUGUUGUUCCUAAGAGAGAGGAUAUGGCUGUUCAAAAAAAAAAAAAAAAAGAGAGAGGAUAUGGAGCUGAGCUUGGAGAAACAGCAGCUGAUGAAAUUCUGAACAGAACCAAAGUGCCUCAGCCACUCCCUCUUUUACUCUCUUUUUGGUUAAAUUUUAUAUAUAGGUCAACUAGAUAUAUUCCAAUUGCGAGCCCUGUUUGAAGUGGCGAUGAUAGUGUUGUCCAUUAUACUUGAGGAAUCCAUUAAUUUGAUGAUUGAAAUCUGUUUGAAUUUGUUGGUGUUUGUUCCUUUGCAUAUUUAGAAAAAGAUGUGCUUUACGCAUGGAACUGAUUGUCCCUGCAACUAUAAUAUCCUCAGGAUUGUAACAUAAUCUGGAGUUGAUUCUAACAAGUUUGUAGUCAAAUGAA
This is a messenger RNA of Eucalyptus grandis, 3040 nucleotides long. RefSeq lists its product as uncharacterized. The transcript has 4 exons. Lineage: Eukaryota; Viridiplantae; Streptophyta; Magnoliopsida; Myrtales; Myrtaceae. The coding region runs from base 522 to 2459 and encodes 645 amino acids. The record is from RefSeq and is a predicted model, not a curated record.